UCAUCUUCUCUACUAAUUAUAAUGAACUAUUUUUACAACAUCUUCUUCUUGUGGAUUUUGUUAUUAACACUUGAAAAAUGUUUAAUUACGGAAGGUCUAGGCGUCAAUUGGGGUACGCGGGCGAGUCAUCCGCUUCCACCGAAUAUCGUAGUGAAGCUUUUAAAAGAUAAUGGAUGCAAUAAAGUGAAAUUGUUCGAAGCGGAUCCAGGAGUGUUGAAGGCGCUGGGAAGAUCAGGUGUUCAAGUUAUGGUUGGCAUACCUAAUGACUUGUUGGCACCAUUGUCCGCUAGUGUUCGUGCAGCUGAACAAUGGGUGCAACAAAAUGUUUCAUCCUUUAUUUCCAAGAAUGGUGUAGAUAUCAGAUAUGUUGCGGUGGGAAAUGAGCCUUUUCUGAAAGACUACAAAGACACAUUCCUUAACACAACAUUUCCGGCCCUCCAAAAUGUACAAGCAGCUCUUAUCAAAGCAGGCCUAGGUCGACAAGUCAAGGUCACAGUUCCAAUUAAUGCUGAUGUGUAUGAGACAGCCAGUGGAGUCCCCUCGGGUGGAAAUUUCAGACCAGACAUUCAUGGUCUCAUGAUGAAUAUUGUCAAGUUCCUAAGUGAUAAUGGGGGUCCUCUCACCAUUAACAUCUACCCGUUCCUUAGCCUCUACGCAGAUCCCCAUUUCCCAAUCGAUUUUGCCUUUUUCUCUGGAACUUCAUCUCCUGUUGUUGAUGGUUCCAUCUCGUACACUAAUGUUUUUGAAGCUAAUUAUGAUACUCUCGUUUGGGCUCUCGAAAAAAAUGGUUUUGGGUCAUUGCCUAUAAUCGUAGGAGAGAUCGGUUGGCCUACCGAUGGUGAUUCCAAUGCCAACAUUGAGUAUGCUAGGAAGUUCAAUCAAGGUCUACUAGACCGAAUUAGUCGUGGCAUAGGUACCCCAAAACGGUCCACUCCCCCGGACAUUUACCUAUUCGGGCUCAUUGACGAAGACACCAAGAGCAUCCAACCAGGUAAUUUCGAGCGACAUUGGGGCAUUUUUUACUAUGAUGGAGCCAUCAAGUACCAACUCAAUUUAGGUAACAACCGAAGCUUGACGGCGGCAAAAGGCGUUCGAUAUUUAGCAAGGAAAUGGUGUGUGAUGGCCCCUGAUGCUAAUGUUAUGGACCCUAACUUGCCAGACAGUAUCAACUAUGCUUGUAGCUAUGCAGAUUGUACUAGCCUUGGAUAUGGUUCGUCCUGUGGUGGACUGGACGUUAAGAGCAAUGCUUCAUAUGCCUUUAAUAUGUACUAUCAAACUAUGAAUCAACAGAAGGGGUCGUGUGAAAGGUUUCACAACUUAUCGGUCAUUACAACAAUUGAUCCAUCUCCUUCGUCUUCUAAUUCUGGCCGCAACUCUUCUAAUUGUCGAUUUGAGAUCAUGAUUGAUGUUGGAAGGCACGAGACGAGGGUAAAUCCAGGAACGUCUUCAGCUACAAAGAUCAAACAAUAUUUUUCUCUUGUUUUAUUGGUGCUAGUAUUCAUGUUGCACUUCUAAUAUAUGUCUUUGCAUUAGCUUCUGGGAUACUCAUUUAAAAGUUACUUGUACAUUGAUGUGAUCUCUUGUUCUCUUCUA
This is a messenger RNA of Solanum dulcamara, 1593 nucleotides long. Its product is annotated as glucan endo-1,3-beta-glucosidase 5-like. The record is from RefSeq and is a predicted model, not a curated record. Lineage: Eukaryota; Viridiplantae; Streptophyta; Magnoliopsida; Solanales; Solanaceae. The coding region runs from base 22 to 1515 and encodes 497 amino acids. The transcript has 2 exons. Gene Ontology annotation, cellular component: plasma membrane. Gene Ontology annotation, molecular function: hydrolase activity, hydrolyzing O-glycosyl compounds. Gene Ontology annotation, biological process: carbohydrate metabolic process.